AAAAACCCAUCAGCUGCAAACUCGAAAUGAUUCGGAGUCCUCGGUUUUAAGGGCGAAAGUGAUGUUUUAAGUACAUAACAGACUGUUUGGGAACCGUUAUCCACAUGGUGAAUAUGCGUCAUGGGAGAUCAGAGGAGGCCGGGGCCCAGGCUCUGUGUUGCCGUGAGAGAGCCGAGUUUCCCCAGCCCCGAGUCGCAGCCCCGGGAGUUCCCCUGCCCCAGCCGGAGACGGGGGACAGCCGCCCCCGGGACCCGAGAAUGCGCGGAACCUCUUGCGAGGCCGCGGCUCUCCGGCGGACUCUUGGCUGGGUUGUACAACAACCGUGGGCGCAUCCCGUUGACAGGCAGAUGGAUCAGCCAAUAACAGACGAGGCGCAGGGAGGCCGCGGCUUGCUGCACCAAUGAGCGGCGAGGGAGGCGGGGCUACACCCGGAAGCGGUGAGCGGCGCGGAGGCGGCACCGGCAGCACCGGGGAUCAGGAGCAGCCGCAGCGAUGUCGGAACGGAAAGUGUUGAACAAAUAUUACCCCCCGGACUUCGAUCCGGCGAAGAUCCCGAAGCUCAAGCUCCCGAAGGACCGGCAGUACGUGGUGAGGCUCAUGGCCCCCUUCAACAUGAGGUGCAAGACGUGUGGGGAGUACAUCUACAAGGGCAAGAAGUUCAACGCCCGCAAGGAGACGGUGCAGAACGAGGUGUACCUGGGGCUGCCCAUCUUCCGCUUCUACAUCAAGUGCACGCGGUGCCUGGCUGAGAUCACCUUCAAGACAGACCCCGAGAACACGGAUUACACCAUGGAGCACGGCGCCACACGCAACUUCCAGGCGGAGAAGCUCUUGGAGGAGGAGGAGAAGAGGAUGCAGAAGGAGAGGGAAGAGGAAGAGCUCAACAAUCCCAUGAAGGUCCUGGAGAACCGAACCAAGGACUCCAAGCUGGAGAUGGAGGUCCUGGAGAACCUGCAGGAGCUGAAGGAGCUCAACCAGCGCCAGGCCAAUGUGGAUUUCGAGGCCAUGCUGAAGCAGUACAAGGAGCUGGAGGAGGAGCAGAGGCGCAAGGAGCAGGAGGAGGACGAACAGGAGAUGAAGGCCAUGCUGGAACAGGCCCAGAACCGCCGGCUCCUGGUGGAUUCCGACUCUGACGAGGAGCCGGCAAAAUCCCGCCCGAAUCCCGCGGCGCAGACAAAACCCACGGACAUCCUGCAGGAGGACCCCCAGCCCCAGAGCAAGAAGCCGAGGACGGAAAGCUGGGAGCGGAGCGUGGGCAAGCUCAGCACCAAGGCCCAACUGGCCGGGCUGGUGGCCCUCAGGAAGCAGAAGCCAGAUCCUGCCCUGGAUAACGGGAUGGAAAACCGAGGCACCACGGCCAACACCGGCUCGCUUCCAGCAGCAGCAGCAGCCACGUCCUCCCUGGGUUUGUUGGGAGCCUACUCGGACAGCGAGGACAGCGCCAGCGACUGAGGAGCCAGCGGCUCCCUGCUGCUCCUGGAGCCCCCCGUGGAGCUGGAAGCUCAGCCAGGCCCGGGGGAUCCAGGCCACUGCUGGUCCCACGUCCUGCCCUGCUCCAGCAGCACAGGGAAGGUGUUUUCCCGCAGCAGGAGUCCCGUGGCCGUGCCCAGGGCUGGCUGUGCCCAGUGCCAGGCCCCAGCCCGGUGUGUCCCAGCCCUGCUCCCAGGAUGGGUUUGGAAGUGCCAGGGCUGGACAGGACGCUGCUGUGUCCAUUCUGGGGGUGCCACUGCCCUCACCCCCCCCAGUGAUCAUCCCCAGGUCGGGUUUGGGGUGCCCUGACCCUCCCUCCCCCAGCAGGAAGGGGACCUUGGAGCCGUCCUUCCCGCCGGGAUGCAGGGCAAGGUGGGCACUCAGCCCCCUCCUUCACUUCACCAGCAGCUCUUUGUGUCCCAGGGAGUCUCAGACCUGGGGGGGCUCAUCCAGCCCCUCAGUGCGGGGACAGGGCUGUCCUGCCACCACCAGCCCCCCCAGAUGUCCCCAGGAGCUCGGGGACAAACCCCUCCCCGCCGUUCCGAGCCUGCUGGGCUCCAGCAGCCACAGCUCCGGAAUAAAUUGGAUCUGGCAGAGCCAGUUGCUUCCUCCUC
Molecule: messenger RNA, 2084 nt
Organism: Corvus hawaiiensis (hawaiian crow)
Lineage: Eukaryota; Metazoa; Chordata; Aves; Passeriformes; Corvidae
Gene: YJU2
Product: YJU2 splicing factor homolog
Exons: 8
Coding region: 493-1452 (319 amino acids)
Biological process (GO): mRNA splicing, via spliceosome
Cellular component (GO): U2-type catalytic step 1 spliceosome
Source: RefSeq, a predicted model, not a curated record